AUGUUUUCCCGCUUUCGCAAGAAUUUUGGGAGAGUGAACGCCGAUUUUGGACAGACUGGGGUGAGGGAAUCUCGCCUUUCAUCAAAAAUAAAAGAUGGACAACGAAAGCUGGCCUGGGGAAUGCUGAAGGAUGGGAGACUGACAUCAUCCCCUGGCCCUGUGGUAAUCAACAAGGAGGCCAACACGGAGAACACAGAAGAGCAGAGACUGAUUAGACAGCUGCAGUCAGCUACUGAGGAGAGAAAUGAGCUAAGAGAUCUCCUGACUUACGUGACAGAGAGAUACAGGAACAACAGGGCCAGCCGCUAUGUCAGGUUAAAUCCAUUUUAUGAAAAAUUGAAGAUAAAGGAGAGGGAGGUCAUGUCAUUACUGCAAAACUUAGAGAUGAGGAACAUCGAGCAUUGUGAGAAAUUUCAGGAGCUCCAGAAGGAAAUUAACUUCUAUCGCCACCUGCCCAGCCGGAUCCAUAUGGACAAGAUAUGUAUGCAGAAGAAGUUGUUCCCAUUCAGAAAGGAGAGCAAAGCAGAACAGCUUGAUUCUGCACCGCUGCUACAGAAAUUUUUGUUUGAUUUGAACAAGAAAGAUAAAGACGAACAGGAGAAAACCAACAACAUCCAGACCAAGCAACAUCUGGAUAACACCACUUGAGAGACCACUUGGGGACUGCACUGCCAUUUUGCCUGCUAGAGAAGACAGCAAUAUAACUGUGCUUCUAAAUGUACACUAAGUAUAUACUGUUUAGAAAUAUUUUUGUUAUGAUCUUAAAUGAAGUUUUUGUUUUGUUAUUUCAUAGUUAUAUGUUCUUGUUAAUAUUUUUCACAUCUGAAAAUACUUUUAGAUAUUUAUAUUAAUAUUCAUUUUAAUCAUUUUUUGUUUAAAUUGUAUUCUUUAUGAAUAAAACUUGAUUUUUAUCUCUUGA
Messenger RNA from Rattus norvegicus (Norway rat), 919 nucleotides. The record is from RefSeq and is a predicted model, not a curated record. NCBI's taxonomy places the organism in Eukaryota, Metazoa, Chordata, Mammalia, Rodentia, Muridae.